GGCUCAAUACCCACUGCGCAUGCGCGUUGCCGUCAGCUGGGCGCCGAGGAAGCAGCAUCAUGGCGGCGUCCGCUGCUGGCGUGCAGUGUGCCUUCAGGAGAGCGAUGGUCCCGUCGCUGGUGGUGAUUUUGGGAGCUACCGGCACCGGGAAGUCCAAGCUGGCUAUCGAGCUCGGAAGGCGGCUUCAGGGAGAAAUCAUCAGCGCUGACUCCAUGCAGGUCUACCAGGGUCUCGACAUCAUCACCAACAAGGUGACAGCCGAGGAGCGCGCCCAGUGCCGACAUCACAUGAUCGGCUUUGUGGACCCGUUGGUCAGCAGCUACACGGUGGUGGACUUCCGAAACAAAGCCCUGGCUCUCAUAGAUGACAUGCACAGCAGAAACAGGCUGCCAGUCGUCGUAGGAGGAACUAACUAUUACAUCGAGUCCCUGCUGUGGAGAGUCCUGCUGGACACAGGGCAGGAGAACGAGGAGCCAGGGGACGGAGGAGAUGGAGCCCCGAACAGGAAGCUGGAGCUGGAGAAACUGGGAGGAGCGGAGUUACAUAAACGACUGGCAGAGGUGGACCCCAAAAUGGCUGCCAUGUUGCACCCCAACGACCGACGCAAGAUAGCCAGGAGUCUUCAAGUCCAUGAGGAGACAGGCGUCUGCCAUAGCCGCUGGCUGGAGGAGCAAAGGGAGCAGGAGGGUGGCGAUGGGCUGGGGGGGCCGCUGAGAUACCCAGACCCCUGCAUCUUCUGGCUGCACGCUGAAAUGGACGCUCUAGACAAGCGGUUGGAUGCUCGUGUAGAUCAGAUGUUGUCUGCCGGACUCAUAGAGGAGCUCAGAGACUUCCAUGUUCGCUACAAUCAGCAGAAAGUCCAGGAUGACAGUCAGAACUAUCAACAGGGGAUUUUCCAGUCGAUCGGUUUUAAGGAGUUCCACGACUACCUGACGGCUCCUGAAAGCAGCACUCAGCAGGAGAAGGACACGCUACGAGACAAAGGUGUAGAGGCUUUGAAGAUCGCUACGAGGCGUUACGCCCGCAAACAGAAUAAAUGGGUCCGUAACCGCUUCCUUAAACGACCAGGAGACAACGUGCCAGUGGUGUAUGGCCUGGAUGUGACGGACGUGUCGAGGUGGGCGGAGACGGCGCUGAACCCUGCACUGCAGAUACUGGACAGUCUCAGCAAGGGUGAGGAGCCAGCUCUUCAGCCAAUCAGAGUGCAGGAGGCGGCGCAGAGGAACAAACGGAGCCGCCACACAUGUGAUCUGUGUGACAAAGUGAUCAUCGGGGACCUGGAGUGGACAGCUCACCUGAGGUCCAAAAAGCAUCACUACCACAUUAAGAAGAAGAGAAAGUUGGAUCCGGCCAGUGGCCAAUCCCAGGUCCCCCCUGCACCUCCAGAGAUUGUGGACGGCGUCUCAGAGGACCCUUGUGUUACUGUUGCCCCGGGCUGCACCGAAACCUCGCAGGAGACUUCCCAGGACACCAGGACUACAGACAAGGAAGUACCUGUGACAGUUUAAGGGUGACGCAGACUCUGGACUACAUCUUCAUUCAGGUUUCCACCACAGCACUAACAGCUGUUUCCCUCUUGGAUUCCAUAGAGUUGAAUUGAGCUGCAUUUUCUCUAUGAUCCUUAUUUGUCAGACUAUUAAAAUGGCAUGACCGACCUUCUUAUUAGCCCUGUAGAUUCAGGAAUUAAUAACAAUGUGAAUAGCAAAGAGCAUAUUUGAAAUAUUCCAACAUAUAUUUUUAGAGUGUGGAUCCUUGAAACGGUUUAUUUUUGUAGUAGAGGUGUUGAUAGUGCAGACAAAUCGACAUUCUGGACCUAAAAGAAGUGUGCAGCCAAACAACUGUAAUUUCAAGGACUCUGCUUUCCCACCGCCUAUUAAAGGGAAACUUUUUAUUUUUUA
Molecule: messenger RNA, 1898 nt
Organism: Etheostoma spectabile (orangethroat darter)
Lineage: Eukaryota; Metazoa; Chordata; Actinopteri; Perciformes; Percidae
Gene: trit1
Product: tRNA isopentenyltransferase 1
Exons: 11
Coding region: 60-1508 (482 amino acids)
Biological process (GO): tRNA modification
Cellular component (GO): mitochondrion
Molecular function (GO): ATP binding; nucleic acid binding; zinc ion binding
Source: RefSeq, a predicted model, not a curated record